Molecule: messenger RNA, 766 nt
Organism: Oryctolagus cuniculus (rabbit)
Lineage: Eukaryota; Metazoa; Chordata; Mammalia; Lagomorpha; Leporidae
Source: RefSeq, a predicted model, not a curated record
GGUGGCAGCUGCCGCAAAGAAGAUGGCAGAGAAACAACAAGAGUGGAUGGAAAAGGAGACGAAGCUGUCAGAGAAGGAGGAGAAUUUGAAACGGGCUGAAGAAGAAAUUGAGAACUAUGUGAGAAGACUGCAAGAAAUGCAGGCUCAGCAGCAGCGAGAAAAGGAGACCUUCAGACAGGAGAUUGCUGUUCAUAAACAAAAGGCUCGUGACAUUGAGGUCAGGGCUCAAGCUCUGGAACGGGAGUUGAUGGCGCAGAAGAGGGAGACUGCCCACUUGAAACACAGAUUGGAAAUCAUGCAGGCAGAGGAAUCCAGGAGGCAGAAGCCGGUGUCAGGGGGACCUGGCUGGGAGAACCCUCCACAGAGAGAUUCCAGAAGUUGUGCAGGUCACAUGAAGAACCAAGGUUCAUCCCCUGCUGAGGACACCAGGAAGGAACAGGUCAGCGUGGCUGCAGGAGGACCUCCUCCUUUCCCAAGACCACCCUACAUGCCCUACCCCAUGGGGGGCUACAGAGAAUCCUUCAUGGGCUAUCCGCCACCUCCUCCACCCUGGUGGUUUCCAAGACCUCGGCCAGUACCUCUGUCUCCAGAAUUUGGAGAGCCAUUGUGGAAUUGGAAUAGGAAGCUCAGCUAUCCGGAACAGGCUGUGCCUGUGAGUCAAAAAGCCACCUGAUGCCCAUUUUCCGAAUGUUUUCCCUGUCCCACGAAGACUCUUCCUCUCUUAUCUGUCUGAGUGAUUCCCCUAAUAAACCUUGUGUGGUGCUGA